GGGCUACGCUUGUAACGCCGAGUGGAUUUCAAUCAAAUAUGAUCUGAUAUAUCAUUUGGGAAGGGAAAAUGAAUAAGGCUGGUUUGACCCCUUUGAACGAACGGAGGGCUGGGCAUUAAAAUGGGAACUCACCUACUUUUUGCUUACAAGAUGCUAUUCUCCCUUAUUGCAUGGGUGGAUUACAUCCAAAUUUGGUCUGAUUUGUUAAAUAAAUGAUGCUGCUUCGAUCCCUGGGGGCGUUGGAGAUGGAUCUCAAAAGACGACAGGAAAUUUACUGGUUUCAACCAAAGGGCUGGAAUAUAGAGCUGUCCCAAAACCGUAACAUUUCUAAUGAAUGAAGGAGCACACGAACAUGACGCUUGUAGGAAGAUAAGGAACGUUCAUCGUUUUAAGUGGUUAAUGAUAACAUUCUUAUUGGACCUUUAAUGUAAUAUUGAAACAGUCCGUCUAUGUCGGGUGUUAUGUACCAAGCGUUUUAUUUCAUUGUGAGAAAUUACAUUGCCAAUGUUUGGUUUCGCUAUCAGUGUAUAUUGUUCGGGCUAUUAUGUGUAUGAAGAUGAUGACCGUUACGUUCACCACCUGCGAUAAUUUACCUUCUUGACAUGUCCAUUCAAAUACAGAGAAGUAGGUCAACCGCCAGAACAGUCUUAUUCAAUCAGUGCAGGUAAACUCCCAAAGUUCAGUAUGAGCAUGGAGAUAUACAAUGCUAUUUCAUAGGUGUUGAUGUAAGUGGUAAGAAACCACAAUGGUCUUUAUCUAGAUUAGUAUCAUAUCUUCAUCUAGCACGUGAAGUGAGCAUGGCCACUUCGCCACAGAGUCAGUUUAUCCUAUAUGACACGUGGACAGGUAGCUUUAGUAGUCGUCUGUGGUGGUCAUUCUGACAACAUCCAUUCUCAAAAUCAGUAGGAUACCAUUUCAUGCUUACCAACGAAAGGCUCUGAUGGGAAGAAAUCAGAUAAGAUUAAGCGAAUAUUGUCCUCGCACACACAGCUAUGCUUCGUCGUGGACGCUCUGGCGCGCUACCCUCAGUUUCUCAGACGCAGGUUGGUAGGAUAAAUGAUCAACACUGAACACGUACAAAUUCAAGAUGGCUUUAAUGACAAACGGAGAUGCUCUCAAUGGGAAGAUAUCAAACGGCCACUCGGAGUCGGAAAGUUUGACAACAAAAACCAACAAGAAUGUGAGACUAAAGAAACAGAUAAGCCUGUUUCAGGCUGUGUGUAUCAUUGUAGGGAUUAUUAUAGGAUCGGGGAUAUUUGUGUCCCCUGUAGGGAUUUUACAGAAUGUCAAGUCUGUUGGAAUGUCAUGUGUAAUGUGGACAGUGACGGGUGUUUUCUCGGCGCUUUGCGCCCUGUGUUUUGCCGAGUUAGGAGCAUGUAUCCCUAAGUCGGGAGGCGAAUAUACUUAUAUCCGUGAAGCCUUCGGAGACUUCUUUGCAUUUUUAGCACUGUGGAUUAAUUUUAUAAUCAUUUGUCCAGUUUGUGUAGCCGCAUCCUGUCUCAUUUUCGCCACAUACAUCCUUAAGCCAGUGUAUUCUGACUGUGAUCCACCAUUUGUUGCCGUUCGUCUCAUUGCAGCUCUCAUAAUCGCGUUGCUGAUCUCAAUCAACUGUAUCAAUGUUAGAUGGGCAGCAAAGGUACAAGUUGGAAUUACCGUCUGUAAACUCGUCGCACUUGCUACCAUCGUCAUCAUCGGAUUCGUCUACCUUGGGAAAGGCAAGGUGGAUAACUUCAAAGAUUCCUUCGCAGAUAGCGAUUACAGUGCCGGGGCAAUUGCAAUAUCGUUUUACUCAGGAUUUUGGGCAUUCGGAGGAUGGAGCUAUCUGAACUUCCUCACUGAUGAACUGAUUGAACCACACAGAAAUUUACCUCGAGCAAUCAUUAUCUCCAUGGCAAUUGUGACGUCAGUGUAUUUGGUGGCAAACAUUGCAUACUUUGCUGUUCUCACUCCCAUCGAGAUGCUUCAGUCUACAGCAGUGGCUGUGACUUUUUCUGAAAUGACCGUUCCUGUGAUGUCGGUAUUUGUUCCUAUACUGAUAGCUAUCUCAGUGGCAGGGUCUAUGAAUGGUACCAGUCUCUCAAUGUCAAGGCUGUUCUUUGUGGGAGCCAGUAACAAUCAUCUUCCUAGCAUCGUGGCCAUGAUAAACUACAAAUUCCUCACACCAGCCCCAUCUCUAAUCACCAUCCUGGUCCUGACACUACUAAUGCAGAGUCUUGGCGAUGUUUUCUACCUGAUUGAGAUGAUGGGAUUUAGCUUCACCACUGUGCUGGCAUUCGUCUUCGCAGGACAGAUCUACAUGCGGAUCACAAGGCCUGAUAUUCCUAGACCUAUCAAGCUCCCCUUGGUGUUACCUAUAUUCCUGUUUGUGAUGAGUCUAGUACUGUUAGUACUUACCUGUAUACAGAAACCAGACAUCAGUUUGUUGGCCUUCUGUCUCACUAUGCUUGGAGUCCCUUGUUACGUACUCGGCAUAUACUGGAAAUCUAAACCAGCAGGUUUCAAUAGAUUAAAUAGAUAUAUUACAUCUACUAUACAAAAGGUACUUUUAGUUGUUCCACAAGACGACGAAAUCGAAUGGUGAAAGUCACGUGAAAAUACAGAAUAGGACCAAUCAAGCACCAACAUAAGGUGUUAUAAAGGACAGAAGUGACAGUGACGUUUAAAAUCGUGAGAGAAGAGUGAAUUGUGAUUGUGCAUGUGCGUAUUAGAAAAGUGAGAUAAACUGUAAACAAUGUAUGAAACGUGCAGUUUCUGUUGUCAUAUUGUAGAACUAGAUGAAAGAUGUGCUAAUGACAUCAUGAUAUGAGCUUAUUGACAUUAUAUGAGCUUAUUUAUAUAUGAGCUUAUUGACAUUAUAUGAGCUUAUUUACAUGAUAUGAGCUUAUUGACAUUAUAUGAGCUUGUUUACAUGAUAUGAGCUUAUUGACAUUAUAUGAGCUUGUUUACAUGAUAUGAGCUUAUUGACAUUAUAUGAAUCUCGGGAAUGCAAAAUACUUCAAUAAUAUUUGGACAGUUUCAAUCAUGUGACCACCUUAUAUCUUCCCACACUAUUGUGUGUAUGAAAGGGGAAUGGGGAGUGUCCGAGUAUAAAUUCCGUGAUAGGUAAUUUCCCCCCUCACGUUUAGUUAUCUAGCGCCAUACAUAGUUCAGUAACUAAUGCAAAUUUGUUGUCAAGAUCAUACACAUACAUGCAUGAAUUAUAUACAGCUGUUAGUGAUAAAUGUUUGAUAGCGACACACGUGUCAGGACUAAGUACGUGAUUGUGAGCAAUAAUUUGUAGACAUAUAGAAUAUUCACUUAUUGAUGAUAUAUUGCGACCUGUAGUUACAACCCACGAGCAUCCGCGAGAAUAGUAUAUAUGUUCCUUGUAUUAAUGUUCGUGUGUAGUUCAACCUCGGGGACACGUCACAACUGUAAGGCUUUAUCUAUUGUCGUUAACCCUGUUGACUUUAAUCUCAGUCUAAAUCUGUACAGUUGUAGUGUGACCCUGUGACCUUGUGACCCUGUGGUUCAAAUCCUUAAAUCCCUUAAUACUCGACAUUUCGGUAUCUUAACCAGGAGGGGCAAUCGCAUAUUUAAUACAGAUGAAAGGAUUUCCCUGUUAUUUAUAUCAAUACAAACAAGAAAUAGAUAUUGGUAAUUUUUCUUUUAUAAAUCGCUCGCGAAGUGGUUUAUAGUAAUUCACAGGGAUGUACACCCGAAUUAAUGCUGCGUGUAUCUAAUAAAUGUAUACAAGAAAACAUUUAUUCAUCAGAACAGAAAAGAAUGGUCAUGCCAUGACUAAAGUGUCCAUAGCAUUACAUAAAAUGUAGAUAUGAUGUUUGUUGUAUAAUGUGACCUCCCCCAAUAUUCCAUGCUACGAUCUCAUUUUAUAUAUGUGUCAUCAAUGAUUCGGCUAAGUCAUCUUGCUCGAAUACAUAUAACUAUUUUUUUGCAUUAAAGUGUUUUGUUGGAAAAUAUGUAGUAUGUUUUCUGGUGUCAUGUUUUACAAGCUAGUCAUACCAUCAAGAUAUUGGGACACCAUUGUUACAUACAUGUGUUCCACUAAUCACAACACAUUGUUACAUACACGUGUUCCACUAAUCACAACACAUUGUUACAUACACGUGUUCCACUAAUCACAACACAUUGUUACAUACACGUGUUCCACUAAUCACAACACAUUGUUACAUUCAAGUGUUCCACAAAUGACAAAACAUUGCUUCAUACACAUGUUCCACUAAUGACAAAACAUUGUUACAAAUGCAUGGACGAACUGAUAUAAAACAAGUCACUUGAUAUUGAAUUAUUUCAGCUAUGCAAUUGAAGAUUAGUGGUAAGUCUUCUGGCUAAAGUUUUUUUAUUAGUGAUUCGUUGGGAAAAGAUUAUGACAUAUAUUUUGAUUAAAUAUAGAACUGUUGACAAUCGCAUAUUCUCGGUCAACUCCGUCAAUGCUCUUUAGUUAAAUCUUAACACAAUUAUUAAGUAAAUGGUUAAAAUUGUCAUUUAUCAACAUCAAGUUAUACACGAGGAAAUCAAAUUCACUGUCAGAUAAGUACUUAUUGCAUUACCUAUUUUUUCAAACAAUACCGGUAUAUUAUCAAAAUGUUAUUAUAGUAAAUAAUUAUAAUAACGUCCUUUUCAACAGUUUCAUCCUUACGAUAACGUCGUUAUGUGAUAUGAAUGUGGCAUUACCGUGUGCUUAUUUAAUGUACAUGAAUAAAAAUCAAAAUACA
Molecule: messenger RNA, 4715 nt
Organism: Pecten maximus
Lineage: Eukaryota; Metazoa; Mollusca; Bivalvia; Pectinida; Pectinidae
Product: cystine/glutamate transporter-like
Exons: 12
Coding region: 1088-2581 (497 amino acids)
Biological process (GO): amino acid transmembrane transport
Cellular component (GO): membrane
Molecular function (GO): L-amino acid transmembrane transporter activity
Source: RefSeq, a predicted model, not a curated record